GCGACGGGGCGGGCGGGCGGGCAUGAUGGGCGUGGCUGCGGGUCGCCCUUCCCCAUUUGCGGGCUCCACCCUUCCCCGGUCUGACCCUGGAACUCCAGGGCUAUCCUUGGCUGGUUCCAUAUCAUCCUCAUCCACCUCCGGACUUCCAUCCAGGCACGCACUCCAGCGUGGCAAGAAUCAAAGGUCUCAAACUAUAGAUCUGGCGAUCUGGGCAGAAAGAAACCCAGAGGCUGCGUCUGCUGCCGAUAUCCCCUUUGAUGUGAGUCAUGGUAGCACCUAUGAAGGGCCAAGUGUGUGUGGUAACAGGUGCCUCCAGGGGUAUUGGCCGUGGCAUUGCCUUACAGCUUUGCAAAGCAGGUGCCACAGUUUACAUUACCGGCCGACAUCUGGAUACGCUUAGAGCUACUGCCCAGGAGGCACAGUCCCUCGGGGGCCGGUGUGUACCCGUGGUGUGUGAUUCAAGCCAGGAGAGUGAAGUGAAAAGCCUGUUCGAGCAAGUAGAUCGGGAACAGAAAGGGCGGCUAGAUGUUCUGGUCAAUAAUGCCUAUGCUGGUGUCCAGGCAAUCCUGAAUGCCACCAACAAGUCAUUCUGGGAAGUACCUGCCUCCAUCUGGGAUGACAUAAACAAUGUUGGACUCAGAGGCCACUACUUAUGUUCCGUGUAUGGGGCGCGGAUGAUGGUGCCAGCUGGCAAAGGACUCAUCGUGAUUGUCUCCUCCCCUGGGGGGCUGCAGUAUAUGUUCAAUGUCCCUUAUGGUGUGGGCAAAGCUGCGUGUGACAGACUGGCUGCUGACUGUGCCCAUGAGCUACGGCGUCACGGAGUCAGCUACGUGUCUCUGUGGCCAGGGCUGGUGCAAACAGAACUGGUGAAGGAGUUUUUGACAAAAGAAGAGAAUCCUGAGGACCCUCUAUUUAAGAAGAUGAAACCAGAUUUCUCAUCAGCCGAAAGUCCAGAAAUGAGUGGCAAGUGUGUGGUGGCCUUGGCAACAGACCCCAAUAUCCUGAACUUGAGCGGGAAGGUGCUGCCAUCCUGUGACCUUGCUCAGCGCUAUGGCCUUAAGGAUAUCGAUGGCCGCCCUGUCAAAGACUACUUUUCUCUGGGCUAUGCCCUCUCACAAGUCUCCAGCCUGGGAUGGCUCAGCUCCUUCUUGCCUGGCUUCCUCCGUGUACCCAAGUGGGUCAUCACCCUCUACAGCAGCAAAUUCUAACUUCUUGACCUGCCAUCCCCGCCCUUCCAGAACCUCGUCUCAUUGAGGCUCAGGUGGGUGGGGCUGUCUUGGUGGAACAAACCUGCUUUCCCACAUACGCAUGUCCUCACCAUGAAGAGAAGGUGGCUGCGGGGAGUCUAGUGCAUUCUGGGGGCUCUGGUAGGUUCUUUGUGCCUUGGUUUUCCCUAUCCCUACAUCUUAAUAUUUUGCUUGAGUAAUUAUAAAUGCUUAUAAAUAGAAGUUAAUAAAGGUCUCAUUUCCCCUUCAA
Molecule: messenger RNA, 1476 nt
Organism: Mus pahari (shrew mouse)
Lineage: Eukaryota; Metazoa; Chordata; Mammalia; Rodentia; Muridae
Gene: Dhrs1
Product: dehydrogenase/reductase 1
Exons: 9
Coding region: 267-1208 (313 amino acids)
Source: RefSeq, a predicted model, not a curated record